UUUUUACCUUUGUUUAUGUGUUUACUUUUGCAAUAUAUAAAAAUGAGCAUUAAAACAAAGUAAACCUUACGUCCCUCUUCGGGGUUCAUCGCCAAUGAAUGAAGUUCUCCUCUAGGGUGGAGCAGCACUGGGGUGUUCCAUAUGCCAGUCAGUUUUUUUUUUUGUUUUUUUUUCCACUUACUGGCACUUCAGGUUUCACGUAGAUAUCAACAUAGGGUCAUAUUACCCUUCUUUGUGUCCUUUUUUCCAUUUGAUCAGGGAGUACGCUUUUUAAACAAACAUACAUCUCAUCGUCUUUUAUUAAUUUAAUAAUAUGGUGUGUCUUCCGCCUAUGGCACCAGUUCACUCUGAUUCCAAGUGUAAGCUCUUGUUUAGGACACCGUGUUUAAUUGCUUUGUCAGUAUGACGCCAAAGCGUUUAAGAUAAUAAGCUGCAAAGUAGCAGCUAAAGCGUGCACUGUUAGCAUGUCCUGCACCUGUUAGCCUAUAUUUAACGCCCUUAGGUAUAUAUUUAUUUAUAUAGUCAUUUAUUUUUUUCAAAAGAAUUUAACUGGAACGGGCGGCGCCUUCAUGGCAUAACGUCAAAAGUUUCACUGGCUCUCUCGUUUUUUGCGCACAGGUCAAUGUACGGUGUUUAUUGUCUGUGCAGGUGCGCGGCAGGCUUAUCCUGUACCUCAGUCUUGCUGGUAUAAACACAUACUUCUGUUACUUAUGUGGAGGAUGACUUUUAUUUGAGCUUUUUUGUUGGGCUGUUUGAUCACGUCACAAGGUUGACAGCUUCACACCAAAUCAGAUUGCUCCACUGAAGAGAAACGUAAGGCGUCACUGAGAGUUGAUUUAGAUUAGGACUCACCUCCCUCAGACUGCUCAGUGCUAUUUAAAGGUCUGGGAGGCUUUAAUGAAUACACGUCCCUCUGCACGAUGAACACCAUUAUUCCUUGCCAAGACCAGUACUUCGCAGGAGGCCUGGGCUAUGGUUAUGGCGGCCCCUAUUCGAUUACAACGUCAGCGGCCAGUGUUGACGUUUCCACGGAGACUCUGGUAUCUUUUUGGGCCGCUGGUCUCCGGGACAACUCCGCCUGCCAGCGUGAACCACAGCAACAGGACUAUUACCAGGUGGACGCGGGUCACCCGGAAUGCUUUGGAUGGACUGACCAUUUAUCUCCGCAGUUACAGAGAAACAAGCAGCUGCAGGACACACUACUUCUGAGAGAAGAAGAACUGGCAAGGCUGCAUGAUGAAAACAACAAGCUAAAAGAAUACCUGAACUCUACCUUAGUAAAAUGUUUGGAGGAAAAGGCCAAGCUGUUCCAUGGUGUCAACACAGAUGAUGUGAAAGUGAGGAAUAGAAAACGGAGACUACGAGAUGAAGCUCUUCAUAACUUUACUGCCAGUCAGCUUCUGCCAGGAAGCUGCCAGAAGAAGACCAGAAGAAAUCUUUCCUUGGAGUUUUGCACUGCUGAGGAAGUGGCAAACACUCCACCAGUGGAUUCUUGGGUGCUUCAGACAUUGGGUCUAAAAGACCUGAAUACCAUUGAUGAAUCAGCUAACUACAGUGCCAUUUCCAGCAAUCUCCUUCCUCCAUUAGAGGAAAAGAAUGUAUUUCCCACUGCUAGACCAAUGGACUAUAAUGACAGUAACAGUGUCACACCAGCAAUGGGCUUUUGUCCUGACCGUGUAGCUAAUGAGAAUUUCACUGCCGUGACUUUACCAUUGAAUUCCAGUUGCUGUCACCAACCUGCUUCUUCGCAGGGCCUUCCUUCUCCUUUGACUGAUUCAGCCGCGUCUUCACCUUUUAAGUCCCCAUACAGCCCUGAAGUGACAAGAAGCAAACCGGACGUUGCCUUUACGAUGUCUCUCAAUCCGCACCGGAAUGUUAAAACACACAGCUUCGAUCAAGGACAAGCGUUUGUGCGCAGAGAUGAGAAUGGAGGAUGGAAGUUUACAUGGGUCCCAAAACAGUCUGACUAAGUACACUGCCACUUGAGGACUCUAUUUUACACUGUUUACAAAGUAGUAUGUAGAAACUGAAGGAUUAGCCUUCUGGUUGCCUGAAUUACAGUACUGUAAUCCCUGCCACAGUACUUUUCCUUCAGCAUGGUAAUACAUACUGCUCUUUAAUGCCACUCUUCAACGUUAUUUAAUUUUACUGAGUCUUCCAACAUGUGAAUAUGGAAGGAUGCACAAGAAGGAAAAUGAUAGACAGUCUGUUUUAAACCCUGUGUGACUGAUGGACUUUAAAUUAGAUGAGCAGUUAUUUCUGACUGUUCUUGAUGAAGUCUUUGCUGAGCAAGGCUAUGUGCUUCCUAUUUAAUUAUUACUAUGCCAACCUUGUGAAACAAGUAGUCCAGACCAAGGAGCACAAUCAAUGAAGGAAAGCCACAAGUGUGGUUCUUGAGCAGUGCACAGAAGAGGUUUUAUACUGUUAGACAUUGAGGAAGUUUAUAGUAUUAGUACAUUGUGUUUUUACAUUCCCAGUUUAAAUAACUGACUAUGCCAGGCACGUCGCACCUGCCAUCUUGGACUGUUAUUUUGCUGGUAGUGCACUCUGUAUAAGGCUAAUAAAUGCACUUGAAUUUUAUCAGUUGUGUAAAAAGUAUAGUGAUCGUGUUUAUAGCUGCAAAUUUUUCUUUCUUUUCCUGAACUUAAAAGUGUAUUGGUAAUUGAAGAACAUAAAUGUCAUACUGAACUGGUUUGAAGUUUCAGUCUAAGUAUUCAAAUAGAAUAGUAGCUGCAUUAUCACCUUGAUUACAUGUAUUUCAGCUAAACCCAAGAUAUCCAUACUGUAUGUAAUGCAGGAGAUGGGCCUUCGCAUUCUGACUGAAAAGCUUACUAUUGUUAAGCUCGAAGAUGUCAAAAAGGUGUUGUAAUCAGUGCGCAAGUAAAGCUCCAUACACAUUUCUAUCUGUACUUCAAACAAAUAAUAUCUCUAGAAUUUGCGAAAAAAAUAAGUUGACACUGAUAUUAAUACAUGGUGUAAAAAGAAAUUAACUCACACAAAGCUGAAUUAACUGAAAAUAUAAUUUAAACGAUCUUAAUGAAGGAUUUAUUAGCAUUUAGGAGCAGCCAUACAGCAUGCUGCUGUGCAAUGAUAAAACACUUAUCUGUAUCAGUCCUAAAGAAUGGAGAGGAAAAGGUAACAGUGAGCCAUGAAAAUAAUAAUUAGCUUCUGGCACUGAGAUUUGCAGGUGUAAAGAGAAAGUGUUUACUGCCUUAUAGAUAAGGAACAUCUGCCUACUUGUCUGUACAUUAAAUGAAGAGCAGUUUGCAAAGAGCAUUCCAGCUGCUAUAAAAAUGUUCCUUAUUUCAUAUGCUGCUGUUGAAAUAAUACUUCAACAUUUUUUGUCUUUUGACUCUAAAUCUUUUUUGUGUGAUCACAGUAACAUGCAAUAUAAUUUAAUUUUUUCGAUAACCUUAUUUCACCCUUUGUAAUAUAUUCUAAUUUUAUGUAAAAAGAGAUUAAUUUUUUUGUAUUUCAUGAGCCUUAAAGAGUAUAGAUUGUUUAAAAUGUUUUAUUUGUAUUAUUAUUAUUAUUAAUGUACAAUAAUUAAAACUGCCUAACAGAA
Molecule: messenger RNA, 3565 nt
Organism: Erpetoichthys calabaricus (reedfish)
Lineage: Eukaryota; Metazoa; Chordata; Cladistia; Polypteriformes; Polypteridae
Gene: gmnc
Product: geminin coiled-coil domain containing
Exons: 5
Coding region: 921-1970 (349 amino acids)
Biological process (GO): negative regulation of cell cycle; negative regulation of DNA replication
Cellular component (GO): nucleus
Source: RefSeq, a predicted model, not a curated record